AUGGCGGACGGCAGACACCGGGCUACCCAGCCUGCCCCAAGCGGCUACGACGCCUCCUCUCUAACUCACGAAUUCGAGCAACUGAUGCGCACCAAACGGCUCAACCGACUUCAUGAACCUUCUCGCUCGCGUACUCACUCUACAUCACCAUCUCCGAUGUCCAGUUCGUCAAUCCCUCCACCACCCUCACGAGCUCCGCCACCACCUCCCUCUUUAGGCACUCCUGCCGUCGCUCCUUCCCCAAAGCCGCCCACCCCAUCAGCACUACGUGGUCUUCCUAUCAUGCCCUCGCCACCCCAGGAUGCAGCUUCUCUUAAAUUUUUCAAUUUAUUGAAGGGUUUAUCAGUUACACCUACGAAGUACGAAAAUCCGGGUCUAUUGGAUGAGGCCCUGUGCGUCAUUCCACUCGAUCGCCUCUAUUCCGAGGCCGAAGAGGAAUCCCAAAUUAUGCAGGCCCAGGCUGCCAGCGUGGCAGGGAAGCCGGAAUGGGGCUACCAAGAUUGUGUGAUCCGAGCAUUGUUAAGGCAUGACCCCCCAACCCCCGAUGAGACCGCCCGGGGCGCAUCCCGGGUCGAGCUGUACCGUUGUUCCGAUACUAGUUGUGCCGCCCAUGAGCGAUUCCCGCGGUAUUCCGAUGUUUGGCAAUUGCUACAAUCUCGACGAGGCAGAGUUGGCGAAUGGGCUAAUUGCUUCAGCAUGUUCUGCCGCGCAGUCGGGGCACGAGUCCGUUGGGUUUGGAACUCUGAGGAUUAUGUCUGGACCGAAGUGUACUCAGAACAUCAGCGGCGGUGGGUCCACGUUGAUUCCUGCGAGGGUGCCUGGGAUCAGCCACGCCUGUAUACCGAAGGAUGGCAGCGCAAGAUCUCUUACUGUGUUGCCUUCUCUAUCGACGGUGCGACCGAUGUUACCCGCCGCUACGUUCGCAACUUCUCUCGACAUGGAAGCCCUCGCAACCGCGCUCCCGAAGAAGUCGUUCUGUGGACGAUUCACGAAAUUCGACGCAAGCGUCGCGAAAACAUGUCGAAGACCGAACAACGUCGCCUGAUCAAGGAGGAUGAACGCGAAGAAAAGGAACUCCGGUGCUACAUGGCAUCUGCUCUGGCAGCAGAAAUUAACAACAUGCUCCCACAAGGCCUUACCGGUCGCCCUGAGGACCAGAAGCACCCAGGUGCUCGCCAGGAGGCCUCGACCGAGUGGCUCGCCGCACGAGGCCAUGGAAACUCAGGACCCGAUCGUUCCCCCGAAGGACGAUAA
Penicillium coprophilum is the source of this 1254-nucleotide messenger RNA. It is a transcript of the gene png1, whose product is annotated as peptide-N4-(N-acetyl-beta-glucosaminyl)asparagine amidase. Gene Ontology annotation, biological process: glycoprotein catabolic process; protein quality control for misfolded or incompletely synthesized proteins; protein deglycosylation. Gene Ontology annotation, cellular component: cytosol; nucleus. The record is from RefSeq and is a predicted model, not a curated record. Gene Ontology annotation, molecular function: peptide-N4-(N-acetyl-beta-glucosaminyl)asparagine amidase activity. NCBI's taxonomy places the organism in Eukaryota, Fungi, Ascomycota, Eurotiomycetes, Eurotiales, Aspergillaceae. The transcript has 2 exons. The coding region runs from base 1 to 1254 and encodes 417 amino acids.